AUGUCCAUCAAAGAAGGUUAUCUGAAAAAGUGGUCCGAUCGUAAAAAUUGGCACAACGUUUACUGCAAGCUGUUAUCUAGUGGUUGGUUUCAGUGGUUUGACGAUUCUCAAUCCGUUUCGCCCAAGCGAAGUGUUGACAUUAGACGUGUAGCAGCGUUCCUAGCGUUUGGAGAAGUUAUUCAUCGUGUUCCAUGCAAGCCAACUGCACUAACAGCUACAGAAAUUCCUUUAUCUUUUGGAAUCCCCUUCGAACCUCGUGUGGGAACUGAAAUGGCUUGGUUCGUCUGCCCAGAUCAGGCAACAUUAAAAUCAUGGACAGAUGCGGUUAUGUCAUUAUUUAAACCAAGUUCAGUACCACCAGUUGCACCUCCACCAUAUCAAACUCCAUCGGUACCACCUGCAGGAGCGAUCGGUUUUGCAAUGCCUGAUCCAACGGCUUAUGGUGGAGUUCCUGCUGGUUACGCGGGUCCUCCUCCACCUGUUGGUCCACCGAAUUAUGGAUAUCCAACGAAUAAUUAUGUUCCACCACCAAUGCCACCACCAGCCGGUGCCUAUGUACCUGGAACAAGUUCUUACAGUGGUGGCGGUGCUUAUCAACCAAAUCCACAAGAUCAAGGUCAAUAUUUUGUAGGACAAAAUGGUCAACCAUAUCAAGUAGUCUAUGUGGAUGGUAAACCGAAAAAGAAAAAAUUUAGUGGAUUAAAAAAUGCUGCAGUUGGUCUUGCUUCAGGUGUAGCUGGUGGUUAUUUGGCAAGUCGUCUAUUUGGUGGUGGUUGGGGUGGAGGUUGGGGUGGUGGCUGGGGAUGCGGUGGUUUAAUGGGUCCAAGAUGGGGCAGUUGGAGUUCACUGUCUAGUUUCAGUUGGUCUGAUUAA
Schistosoma turkestanicum is the source of this 873-nucleotide messenger RNA. The record is from the annotation of a GenBank genome assembly. NCBI's taxonomy places the organism in Eukaryota, Metazoa, Platyhelminthes, Trematoda, Strigeidida, Schistosomatidae.